Messenger RNA from Linum trigynum, 2533 nucleotides. The record is from the annotation of a GenBank genome assembly. NCBI's taxonomy places the organism in Eukaryota, Viridiplantae, Streptophyta, Magnoliopsida, Malpighiales, Linaceae.
CGUGACGGACUUUGUUUCUCCAACCAGUUUCCGCUCUUAAUCUUAAGCCAGAAAAGCAGCACGAAGAAAAAAAGUCGUCGUCGGACCGGCGGGGAGCGGCGGAGGAGGGUGGAGCAUUCAUGAGACUAGACGAGAACAUAAACCAGUUCAGCAGACACAGCACCGGCGCCAAAGGAGAUCGGGGAAGAAUAGAGCAAAGAGAGGAAUCUCAGAGCCUCCACCGCGGCAGGAGCGCGUCUCUAGAUCCCCACCACGCCGCCGCAGACGACCCCCCUCCUUUCAUCGACGACAUCGAUUCGGUCUCCUCCUUCCCUCCGCUGGUCGACGGCUCCCCUGACCCGCAGCAGCAGUCGGCGCCGUUCGUCAACUCCUUCAGCCAAUUCAAACGGUGGCCCUGCCACGUCCCCUCGCCGCCGCCGCCGCAUCCACUGCACAAAUCGGUAUCCACGCCUGUUUUGUUCGAGCCGCAGACGGAUGCGCGGUCGAAUCGGGGUGCGGCGGAUCUCAAUCUCAACGAGAUUCGGAUUUCCGACAGUGAGAAACUGGUUGCGGCGGCGGCUGCCAAUUUGGGAUUUACAAAUAGCUUUACGAAGGAUCGGAUGCUGAAGAUGGGGAAUCCAGCCUCGCCGUCGCCAUCUCCAUCGCCUUCCCCUUCGCCGCAUGUGAACCCCUUUCGGACGACAUCCAAUUCGUCGGAGGAGUCUACUCCGAAGCCGAAGCCGACGACGCACGUGGUGGUCGGAGGUAUUACUUGCCCGAUGGUCCGGAAGCUGUCGCUGGUGCGGCAUCGGAACUGCUCAAUGAACGGGAAGAUUAGCUUCAUAAAGACAUGAUCGGAUUAGACGAUUUUUUUAAGCUAUCCGACCGCCGUAGACCAGGCCGAUGAGCAGCGGCGGAUCCACAGGAUAUAAGAGAGCGGUGGGUAGCAUUUGAAUAAAAUAUUAUAUACUAUAAACAAAAAUAUAUAAUAAUAUAGUUUUCAUUUAAAUGUCAAUGGUACAAGAAAGUCUUUUAAUUUAGCAAAUUCAUCAAUAAUCUAAUUUCCAUUCAUAAUUAUAAUAUACUCGUUUCAAAGAAAAUAGCUAAGUAAUCCACGUGAAAUUCAUCGCUCAUUUUGUUGCACAAAUCAAUGUUCAUGUUCCAUUGCUGAAAAUAUUCUCUCUAUGGUAGUUGUUGAAACGGUUAGGUCAACACUAAACAAAUCAAACGAGAAAUCAAUUUGUAUUAUGUGUACAUCCAUGUUUCCUCCAGCUUAGGGCUGGGAAUCCAGACCAAAUCGUAUGGAGAACCGCGGUCUAGACCGUAUCGUAUGGUUUGGUCUGGACCGUGAGACCAGAACUAUGGUCUGUUCUGGUUUGUGGUCUCCUCCUUUAGUGCGUGGUCUGACGUGGUCUGGACCGCGGUCUACCGCAGUAAACCGUAACAGACCGCGACACACUACCUACUAUCUUGGACAAAAAUAACACUAAAUUGAACCUCCAUAUGUGUAUUUGAAGAACAAAGUUAGUUGAUUCUUCAUCUAGUUGAGAGCCAACAAAUUGCAAAAUGAUCGCUUAUAUGUUAUCUCCUUAUCAAAGUACCACACAAAAAUUAGAAAGACUCAUAAAUAAUAUUCACAUAUAAUGUCUAGACUAUGGAGUCGAUAAAAAUUGAACACUACAAAAAAAUCCGUUCACCUUGAUGAGAUAAGGAUAAUUAUUGAGAGAUAUGCGACCAUCUUAGUGGUUCAAAAUUACCUCGACGUCAUCAAAAAGGUUAUCAACUGGGAGAACCUUCGGAUCACUCGAGAGAGGAGAGAAACGGUAGCACAAAGAGGAAUAGGAAAAUAAGGCUAUUUGAAAAUUGAAAAAACGCACUUCUAUCCUCAUAUUUCUUCUCAUUUAAUACGGUCACAAUUUUUUUGUUUCACUAGCAUAUUCAUCACUAGAUUUUUUUAUAGAUACCGGCGAAAGGUUGGAGGGCUAACAAGAGUUAAUUUUUUUUAACAUGGUCUGUCUGGUCCAGACCAUACCGGACCGUAUAGUAUAUGGUCUGGUCCAUGGUCUGUGUUCCAACCUCUCGGUCUGGACCACAGACCGUAUCUAUGGUCUGGUCUGGACCGGACCGCACCGUUUCCCACCCCUACUCCAGCUUCUCUAAUAAUUUUGCAAGAGAAAAACUUCAUCUUCUUCACAUGAGUAGUGCAUUCUCCAAAGAAUGCAUCUCAUAGCAUUCAAAGUCUCGAGGCUAAACUCUUGAGCAAGUUUGUAAAUAUUUUCUUCAUCAAAACACUAAAAAGAACAGUUAGAAUCUAGUGCCCCACUCAAUUGAGGCAAUCUAAAUGAUGACUCAUGAAGUUUGUAAAUAUUUUCUUAAUCAAAAUAAUGGAAAGAAAACCAUAUCGACGGGUUGGCGGAGAAAUCCAUUUUGGGUAUGCUCGUCUCCUCGUUCUUGUUUUGUUUUGGGGGGAUUGGGAAAUUUUUUGAUUUUCAAGGAAGGGUGUGCUUUAGUUUAGAGUUUUUAUUUUUUAUUUUAAUGAAACUUACACUUUUAG